GGGUGUCGAUACUCACCAUAGUGAUUAGAGAAAGAACUACUCCUUUGCGACGUUCGCACCCAAUAUAAGUCUGAGCUCCAAAAUCAUCUGCUUGUCACGUUGGAGCCAAGUGCGUAGCUCAGCGCUGCUGCUUUUCUUUUCCCUCCCUUUCAAGACCGACGAAACCAUUCGCGUCUAAUGAAUUCACAACGACAGAAUUCUUGGGCACCUUUAAAGAAAAACUUGGGUAAACGCCCAACAAGUACUCGACCACUCCCCCUUUCACAAGGAUCGUAUGGCCCUUCGUCAUCAUCUGCAGCCAAUGAAAGCAACUUUCAAAACCCACAAGACGAGAUCAUGCGGAAACACUCGGAAGAAUAUAACACGCGGCAGGCCAUGAAAGCAGCCAUGCUCCAUGCAAACACCACAUCCUACGGAUUUUAUAUUCCUAAGACGUCAAAAUACGACAAUCUUAUUAUUCCUGCUAUCCCAAGAUUACAACAGCAGCAUCAACAAUAAUGACGACAGCAAUAGCAACUACACCUGCCAGAGAGC
Messenger RNA from Zychaea mexicana, 534 nucleotides. RefSeq lists its product as uncharacterized. Gene Ontology annotation, cellular component: nucleus; SOSS complex. The record is from RefSeq and is a predicted model, not a curated record. The coding region runs from base 178 to 498 and encodes 106 amino acids. NCBI's taxonomy places the organism in Eukaryota, Fungi, Mucoromycota, Mucoromycetes, Mucorales, Lichtheimiaceae. Gene Ontology annotation, biological process: DNA repair. The transcript has 4 exons.